UCGAAUAUAUGAUUCUGGCUACAAUUAUCGCUAAUUGUAUUGUUCUGGCCCUGGAGCAACAUUUACCAGAUGGAGACAAGACGCCCAUGUCUGAGAGGCUGGAUGAUACUGAACCGUAUUUCAUUGGAAUAUUUUGCUUUGAAGCGGGCAUAAAAAUCAUGGCGCUGGGGUUUGUUUUCCACAAAGGCUCUUAUCUUCGAAACGGCUGGAACGUGAUGGAUUUUGUUGUCGUCCUUACUGGGAUUUUAGCCACCGCUGGGACCCAGUUUGACUUACGGACUCUGAGAGCUGUCCGAGUGUUGCGGCCGCUGAAGCUGGUCUCGGGAAUUCCAAGCUUGCAGGUGGUCCUCAAGUCCAUCAUGAAGGCCAUGGUGCCCCUCCUCCAGAUCGGCCUCCUCCUCUUCUUUGCCAUUGUGAUGUUUGCCAUCAUUGGGCUCGAAUUCUACAUGGGGAAGUUUCACAAAGCCUGCUUCUCCAAUGAAACAGGAGAGAGGGUGGGGGAUUUCCCUUGCGGAGAAGAGAAACCGGCGAGGGUCUGCGAAGAAGGAACCUGCAAGAAAUACUGGGAGGGACCCAACUUUGGCAUCACCAACUUCGACAACAUCCUCUUUGCCGUCCUCACCGUCUUCCAGUGCAUCACCAUGGAAGGGUGGACCGACAUCCUCUACAACACCAACGAUGCCGCAGGAAAUAUGUGGAACUGGCUUUACUUCAUCCCUCUCAUCAUUAUUGGUUCUUUCUUCAUGCUGAACCUGGUGCUUGGUGUCUUGUCAGGAGAGUUUGCCAAAGAACGUGAACGAGUUGAAAACCGGCGGGCCUUCUUAAAACUCCGGAGGCAGCAGCAGAUUGAAAGGGAGCUCAACGGCUACUUAGAGUGGAUCUUUAAGGCAGAGGAAGUGAUGUUAGCAGAAGAGGACAAGAACGCCGAGGAGAAGUCCCCCCUGGACGUCCUGAAGAGGGCCACCAUAAAGAAGAGCAAAAACGACCUCAUCCACGCGGAAGAAGGGGAGGACCAUUUCACCGACGUCUGCUCUGUGGGUUCUCCUUUUGCCCGUGCGAGUCUGAAGAGCGGCAAGAACGACAGCUCCACCUACUUCCGCAGGAAAGAGAAGAUGUUCCGUUUCUUCAUCCGACGUAUGGUGAAAGCGCAGAGCUUCUACUGGAUGGUCCUCUGCGUAGUGGCUCUCAACACCAUGUGCGUCGCCAUCGUCCACUACGACCAGCCCGAAGGGCUCACCACGGCCCUGUAUUUUGCGGAGUUCGUUUUCCUAGGCCUGUUCCUCACUGAGAUGUCCCUGAAGAUGUACGGCCUGGGGCCGAGGAAUUACUUCCACUCCUCCUUCAAUUGCUUUGACUUUGGGGUGAUUGUGGGAAGUAUCUUCGAAGUCAUCUGGGCUGCCGUGAAGCCUGGCACCUCCUUUGGCAUCAGUGUGUUGAGGGCCCUCCGGCUGCUGAGGAUUUUCAAAGUCACCAAGUACUGGAACUCUUUGAGGAACUUGGUGGUCUCUUUGCUGAACUCCAUGAAGUCCAUCAUCAGCUUGUUGUUCCUUCUCUUCCUCUUCAUCGUCGUGUUUGCUUUGUUGGGGAUGCAGCUCUUUGGAGGACAGUUCCAUUUCAACAACGAGACGCCAACCACCAACUUUGACACUUUCCCCACUGCCAUCCUCACCGUGUUUCAGAUCCUGACAGGAGAAGACUGGAACGCCGUGAUGUACCAAGGCAUUCAGUCCCAGGGAGGGGUCCAUUCUGGGAUGUUCUCCUCGGCCUAUUUCAUCGUCCUGACAUUGUUUGGGAACUAUACGCUCCUGAAUGUCUUCUUGGCCAUCGCUGUGGACAACCUGGCCAACGCACAAGAACUGACCAAGGACGAAGAGGAGAUGGAGGAGGCCACCAACCAGAAGCUGGCCCUGCAGAAGGCCAAGGAGGUGGCGGAUGUCAGCCCCCUGUCGGCCGCUAACAUUUCCAUUGCCGCUUUUGUAAAGCAAACUCGAAGUACUGUUUCUCGCAGCUCGUCGGUCUCCAGCGUAAAUUCACCCAAGCAACAGAACUCUUCCAAAUCUAAAUCGGUGUGGGAGCAGAGGACCAGCCAGAUUCGGAUUAAAAACCGGGCCAGCUGUGAAGCGCUCUACAAUGAGUUGGAUCCGGAAGAGCGCGUGCGCUAUGCCACCAACCUGCACAUCCGUCCGGACAUGAAGACUCAUUUGGACCGCCCCCUGGUGGUUGAACCAAGGAGCGAUGGACGCAACAACCACGUCAGUAAGCUAAGCCCCGUUGAUGUGCAGGAGGCACCAGAACAGGGGAAGGCUCCUGCACCCGAGGGUGCCGAGGGAGCCCGGAGACACCACCGACAUCGAGAGAAAGACAAGGGAGGAGAGCACGAAAAGAUCAGCCCGCCCAAGGAGGAGAAUGGGGAAUCGGGCCCGAACCAUAAAGAGGAAUGCCACCGUCCCCACCGGAGCCGCAGCAAAGAGGGCGAGGGCGGCGGAAGGGAAGGGAGAGGGGAGCACAACCGAGGUCAAGAGGGAGGUCGCCGGCAUCACCGCCGUGGCUCCAUGGAGGAGGGCGCCGAGAGGGAACACCGGCGCCACCGUGGCCAUCGCCACUCAGCCGAGCGGCAAGGCAGGGAAGGCAACGGGACGGUCAACGGAGCCAAGACGGAGCGUCGUUCGCGGCACCGAGGAGGCUCCCGGCCGGGGAACCGGGAAGGAGAGCCGGGCUCCAAGGGAGAAGGCGGCGAAGAACCCCACCGUCGGCACCGGAUGAGGCAGAAGGCUCUCUCGACCUACGAGUCUGUCGAGAAAGAGAACGGGGAGAAGGAGGGCGAGCUGGGGGACAAGGAGCUGAGGAAUCACCAGCCGAGGGCAGGCCCAGGGGAGACAGAGCCUGGCGGGAGUGUGCCUGUCGCACCUCUGCACACCUUGCCCAGCACUUGCCUACAGAGGGUGCCUGAACAGCCAGAGGAUGCUGACAACCAGAGGAACGUCACUCGCAUGGGGCAGCCGCCUCUGGACAAAACGGCCACGGUGAACAUUCCCGUCACCGUCACGGCUCCUCCAGGGGACACGGCGGUCAUCCCAAUAAACAACGUUGAUUUUGAAACUAAGACAGAAGAGAAGAAAGACAUGGAUGCCGAUAACGACUUGACAGAAAAUGGACCCAAACCAAUCCUGCCUUACAGCUCUAUGUUCAUCUUAAGCCCGACCAACCCAAUCCGGCGGUUGUGCCAUUACAUCGUGAACAUGCGUCACUUUGAGAUGGUCAUCCUCUUUGUCAUUGUGCUCAGCAGUAUUGCGCUGGCUACGGAAGACCCUGUUCAAGCGGAGUCCCCGAGGAAUGAGGCUCUCAAGUACUUGGAUUAUAUAUUUACAGGUGUCUUCACGUUUGAGAUGGUCAUAAAGAUGAUUGAUCUUGGCUUGCUGCUUCACCCGGGGUCCUAUUUCCGAGAUCUCUGGAACAUCCUGGAUUUUAUUGUGGUCAGUGGAGCUCUAGUAGCAUUCGCCUUUUCGAGUUUCAUGGGAGGAAACAAAGGUAAAGAUAUCAACACCAUCAAGUCCUUGAGGGUGCUGAGGGUCCUUCGGCCUCUGAAGACCAUUAAGCGUCUGCCCAAACUGAAGGCAGUCUUUGACUGUGUGGUGAAUUCUCUGAAGAACGUCCUCAACAUCCUGAUCGUUUACAUGCUCUUCAUGUUCAUCUUUGCUGUGAUCGCCGUGCAGCUUUUCAAAGGGCGGUUCUUCUACUGCACCGAUGAGUCCAAGGAUCUGGAGAAAGACUGCAGAGGCCAGUACCUGUCGUACGAGAACGACGAAGUGGAAGCUCAGCCCCGGCAAUGGAAGAAGUACGAGUUCCACUACGACAACGUCCUCUGGGCCUUGUUGACGCUCUUCACCGUCUCCACGGGAGAGGGCUGGCCCACUGUUUUGAAGCACUCGGUCGACGCGACCGACGAGAACCAAGGCCCCAGCCCCGGGUACCGGAUGGAGAUGUCCAUCUUCUACGUGGUCUAUUUUGUGGUCUUCCCCUUCUUCUUUGUGAACAUCUUUGUCGCCUUGAUCAUCAUCACCUUUCAGGAGCAGGGGGACAAAGUGAUGUCGGAAUGUAGCCUGGAGAAAAACGAGAGAGCCUGCAUCGAUUUCGCCAUCAGUGCCAAGCCUCUGACCCGCUACAUGCCUCAGAACAAGCAGUCCUUCCAGUACAAGAUGUGGAAGUUUGUGGUGUCGCCACCUUUUGAGUACUUCAUCAUGGUUAUGAUUGCCCUCAACACCAUUGUGCUCAUGAUGAAGUUCUACGAUGCCCCAGAACCCUACGAAAACAUGCUGAAAUGCCUCAACAUCGUGUUCACGUCCAUGUUCUCCUUGGAGUGUGUGCUGAAGAUCAUUGCCUUCGGUGCGCUGAAUUAUUUUCGUGAUGCCUGGAACAUAUUUGAUUUUGUCACAGUCUUGGGAAGUAUUACUGAUAUUUUAGUAACAGAGAUUGCGGACACGGACAACUUCAUCAACCUCAGCUUCCUCCGACUCUUCCGGGCCGCAAGACUCAUCAAGCUGCUCCGCCAGGGCUACACCAUCCGCAUCCUGCUCUGGACCUUCGUCCAGUCGUUUAAGGCCUUGCCGUAUGUGUGUCUCCUGAUCGCCAUGCUGUUCUUCAUCUAUGCGAUUAUUGGCAUGCAGGUCUUUGGGAACAUUGCCCUGAACGAUGACACCGCCAUCAAUCGACACAAUAAUUUCCAGACCUUUUUGCAAGCCUUGAUGCUGCUGUUCCGGAGCGCCACUGGAGAAGCCUGGCACGAGAUCAUGCUGGCGUGCCUCAGCCACCAAGCCUGCGACGAGCUGUCCAACCUCAGCAAGAAUGAGUGUGGCAGCGACUUUGCCUAUUUCUACUUCGUCUCCUUCAUCUUUCUGUGCUCCUUCCUGAUGUUGAACCUCUUUGUUGCUGUAAUCAUGGACAACUUUGAAUACCUGACACGAGAUUCUUCCAUCCUAGGACCCCAUCACCUCGAUGAGUUUGUCCGUGUUUGGGCAGAAUACGACCCAGCCGCCUGCGGCCGCAUCAGUUACACAGACAUGUAUGAGAUGCUGAGGCACAUGUCUCCUCCCCUUGGACUGGGAAAGAAAUGCCCAGCUCGGGUGGCGUACAAGCGCUUGGUAAGGAUGAACAUGCCGAUUUCCAAUGAUGACUUAAGCGUUCACUUUACCUCAACGCUGAUGGCUUUGAUCCGAACCGCUCUGGAUAUCAAACUGGCUUCAGGGGCCCUGCAGCAGCAGUGCGAUGCUGAGCUGAGGAAGGAGAUCUCCCUGGUCUGGCCGAACCUCUCCCCAAAGACCUUGGACCUGCUGGUUCCACCUCAUAAAUCGGAAGCAAUGACUGUGGGGAAAGUCUAUGCGGCCCUCAUGAUAUUUGACUUCUACAAACAAAACAAGAACACCCGGGAUCCUUCUCAUCCGGCGCCAGGAGGCCUUGGCCAGACGGGAACCGUGUCUCUCUUCCACCCGCUAAAAGCGGCGCUUGAGCAGAGCCAGCCUGCCUUUCCGAAUGCUUUCCUGCGUCAAAAGAGCUCGGCCUCGUUAAACAACGGCGGUGCCUUGCCGACACCAGAAGUAAGACGGAUCAAGGAGUCUGUUUCCUGGGGGACUCAGAGGACGCAAGAUGUCUUCUACGAAACGAGGACACCCGCUUUUGAGCGAGGCCGCUCCGAAGAAAUUCCUGUGGCGCAGGCAAGCAAACAGGUGGUAGAAAUGCGGGAGAUGAGCCCGACCCUGGCCAACGGGGAGCACCAGCCUGGCCUGGAGAGCCAAGGCCGAGCUGCUUCCAUGCCACGCCUGGCCGCUGAAACUCAGCCCAUCCCGGACACAAGCCCCAUGAAGCGCUCCAUCUCCACCUUGAACCCGCAGCGUCCCCAUACCGCGCACCUCUAUGAACAUUCCCGGCCAGCUGAGCACACCCACCACCACCACCAUCACCGCUGCCAUCGGCGGAAAGAGAGGAAGCAGAAAUCUAUGGACAAGCCGCCCAGCCAUUUAGCUGAAAGCGGCGCUCCCGCAGGCGAGGCCGCCUCGAAGAGCAAGAAGCAGGAGCGAGGCCGGUCCCAAGAGCGCAAGCUCCACUCCUCGUCUUCCUCGGAAAAGCAACGUUUCUAUUCCUGCGAUCGGUUCGGGAGCCGGGAGCCGUCCCAGGCCAAGCCGUCCGAACGCAGCCAGCCCACCUCCCCGAAUGGAGAGCAGGACCACGGGGCACAGAAACAGGGCAGUGGUUCAGUUAACGGGAGCCCCUUGCUGAUGACCUCUGGUGCUAGCACCCCCUGCCGUGGCCGGAGGCAGCUGCCGCAGACGCCGCUGACCCCGCGCCCCAGCGUCACCUACAAGACCGCCAACUCCUCGCCGGUCCACUUCCCGGGGCUCCAGACCAGCCUGCCGACCUUCUCCCCGGGACGCCUGAGCCGGGGCCUCUCAGAGCACAACGCGUUGCUGCACGGCGAGGCCCAGGGUGUCCCCUCGCAACCCCUGGUGUCGCGGAUCGGUUCGGACCCUUACUUGGGUCACCGGGAAGACGGCGACAGUCUAUACCACGCAGUGCCGGAAGAUACGCUGACGUUUGAGGAAGCGCUCGCGACCAAUUCGGGAAGGUCCUCCCGAACGUCUUACGUCUCCUCUCUGACUUCCCAGUCCCACCAGAUCCGCAGAGUCCCUAAUGGCUAUCAUUACACCCUGGGCCUCAGCGGUGGCCCCGGAACCAGCACCCGAGCACGUAGCUAUUACCACGAACGAAGCGAGGAUGACUGGUGCUAGCAGGAAACUGGCGCGGUUCUUGCACGCUGGAAAUUGAUGAGUUUUAUCAUCCCGAGAGCUCCGUGUUUGUGCGUAACGUGCGCAGUCAGGCCCGUGGUGUCCAGGCUGGAGGGGGGAAUGGAGGAAGCCGCAAGAAGCUCCCCAUGGGACACACACCGCAGGCAAAACAGAAACACCUCCAAAAACUGCACCAUGUGCAUGCACAACGCCAGAGAGGGGACGCGCGCCCCUGUCUCUCUCUCUCUCUCUCUCUUACUCUCUGUCUGUCUCUCUCCUUGCAACCUGUGUCUCGUUUUUCACUCGACAAUAAGGAAAGUCCAUUCUUUGAAAGGAUGGGGGUGAGGAAAGAUAACUCCUGUUUUCUUCUUUAUUGCCUCAUCGAGGUAACAUCAUCCCACCUUUUGUAAGCAAAGGGCCACCAGGAGAAGCCCCAAACUUUGUUCCGGGCAUUUUUCCGAGACUGGUGCCUGCCCGGUUUGUGAUGAUCGGGCAGGAAAGGAAAGAUACCCCGGGUAGAAACUCCAAGCUGUCUUUGAUCUUGCUCCCCCCCCCCUUUUGCAAGGUGUAUGUGUGUGUAUGUGUGUGUGUGGAAUCGCCCCCAGCUGCAUGCCGGAUUUGGCCUUGGGGUGGGGGGGAAUGGCAGUCCUUUCCGGCGGAGCCGGUGGCAAAUCCUUCCAGCCCACGAAACAGCACGAGGCCGGCCGGCCGGCUGGGGACUCUUUGGGUGGAUGGGUUUUUGCCCACCACCAUUAUUCCUUCUGUCUUCGGGUCCCCCUUCUGGAAGGCCUGCAUUUGGGCCAAGGGACAGCUCUCCAGCUGCUGCGCCUCCUGCAGGUCUCUCUCUCGUUCCCCGCCCUCCACUCCCUGCUUGGGGACAAGGAAGGUGGCCUCACCGCCAUUU
Pogona vitticeps (central bearded dragon) is the source of this 7680-nucleotide messenger RNA. The record is from RefSeq and is a predicted model, not a curated record. NCBI's taxonomy places the organism in Eukaryota, Metazoa, Chordata, Lepidosauria, Squamata, Agamidae.